CAUGCAUUAAAUAACUUCCUCAGAUGCUCAUGCUUUCCUCGUGUCUAUAUAGAUGUGUAUUCAUUGCUAAUUGAUUUUUGUUUUCUGGUACUCGUCAUUCCAAUGAUAUGUAUAAAGGCCAUGUUUUUAGUUUCAUCAAAUUGGAUCUCUCGUCUUAGAUUUGCAACAUUUGCAUUACGGAGACUAGAAAAAUGUGGCGAACAAGACUGAUAGUGUUGAAUGGAAUAGCAAUUGAUUGAAAAUGGACAUGCUGCUCGUCUCUAUGCCUUGUGGUUGUGAAAUGUUGCUCUGGUUGAUGUUGCAGAACCUGUUGCAUGUGAUACACAAAUUUAAGUUGGCCCUUUUCUCUUGUGGGUUUGUUCUUUUGUGCUAUUCUAGUGGUCUGACAGAUAAGAAAUGUGUGCCAUGCAAUCUGAAGGAAUUACGGCCCAUGAGUGAGGAUUCAGCACAGACUCUAAUGCCACAGGUUCCUGAGUGGAAUUUGGUAAACGAUGGUGGUGUCAUGAAGCUGAGGCGGUCAUGGACAGUAAGGACCUUCUCCAAGGGAUUGGAUUUUUUUCGAAUAGUAUCUGUUCUUGCUGAAAGUGAAGGUCAUCAUCCCGAUCUUCACCUUGUCGACUGGAAUAAUGUUACUAUAGAGAUUUGGACUCAUGCUGUUGGUGGGUUGACAGAAAAUGACUUCAUACUUGCUGCUAAGAUCGAUAAGCUUGAUGUGCUUGACCUACUUAGACGGAAGCCUUCUGACUGAGUCAACAAUGCUAAGGAGUAUUACCUGUCUAUUGGCAGUAAUGUUGUUUUAAAAUGGAGCAUCUCACAUAGCAUCGAGUUCUGUUUUCAGGCUAGUAUUUUCAUUUACUUGAUUGCUUAAAGCUUCGUAGAAAAUCUUUGGAAUGAUCUUUUUUCAACCAAAAGCCUGUUAACGUUAGUGAUUACACUUUACGUAAUUGAGAUAUAAAAUGAUGACAUUCUUUUUAAUAAAACCUCAGUAGAUAAGCUUGUAUAUGUGCUAGAUAAUGAUAUUUUUUUUACAAUGUGACUGUCUAUGCAAGGAAUCUA
Molecule: messenger RNA, 1056 nt
Organism: Vigna angularis (adzuki bean)
Lineage: Eukaryota; Viridiplantae; Streptophyta; Magnoliopsida; Fabales; Fabaceae
Product: pterin-4-alpha-carbinolamine dehydratase 2, mitochondrial
Exons: 5
Coding region: 242-748 (168 amino acids)
Biological process (GO): tetrahydrobiopterin biosynthetic process
Cellular component (GO): mitochondrion
Molecular function (GO): 4-alpha-hydroxytetrahydrobiopterin dehydratase activity
Source: RefSeq, a predicted model, not a curated record